AUGUUUUGUGUCUUGAUGUUGUGUUAUUCGGUAUUCGAAAAUCAAAAAGAGAAAAGAUUCGGAAAGUGGUUUCCUAUUGGAUUGACUCUUUGGGGUCUGCUUAUUACUACGAUUAUGGUCUUAAGUGGAAGUGAUCAUCAAGAUAAAAUGAUGCAGUUAAUUGAAUUUUAUGUUUUUCAAGGUGUUUUACCAUACAUCGAAUUGCCCGAAUCCGGUAAUCUGAAUGAGAAAUCUUUACUCUAUGAAAACGAAAAUGGUGAAAAGGGUUCAAAUUAUGGUACCAUCAAUAAUUCUGGUCAUGAUGUUAAAAAAGAUGCUGAAUUUGAGAAACAU
Racocetra fulgida is the source of this 333-nucleotide messenger RNA. The record is from the annotation of a GenBank genome assembly. Lineage: Eukaryota; Fungi; Glomeromycota; Glomeromycetes; Diversisporales; Gigasporaceae.